This is a messenger RNA of Solenopsis invicta (red fire ant), 2325 nucleotides long. It is a transcript of the gene bbx, whose product is annotated as HMG box transcription factor BBX. The record is from RefSeq and is a predicted model, not a curated record. Lineage: Eukaryota; Metazoa; Arthropoda; Insecta; Hymenoptera; Formicidae. Gene Ontology annotation, biological process: regulation of transcription by RNA polymerase II. Gene Ontology annotation, cellular component: nucleus. Gene Ontology annotation, molecular function: DNA-binding transcription factor activity, RNA polymerase II-specific; RNA polymerase II transcription regulatory region sequence-specific DNA binding.
AGAGACGGAGAGUGAGCGAAUGGACGUCACGAUGUAUCCUACGAGAAUUUUCUCUCACGUGGGCCGAGUGCGGCCCGUGUAUCAAGCGUACGCGUCGAUGUGAGCGCGACGAGGGUAGAGGGGCGCGGCGACGGCAGCGGCGGCGGCGCUCGUGCAGGACGAGAGCGAGAGCAAGAAGGACGGAGGAGAGCGAGUGCCCGCGGACGAGUGAGAGAGAGAAAGAAGAGCGUGCGAGCGAGCUGGCGAGAGCGGCUCAGCAGAACUGCAGUGUAGAACGGGCCUUUAUCCGUGCCCCGUCGUGUCCGUAUCAUGCGCCGUUGAGCGAAUUGUCAAGUGAAAUCAGCAAUGGCUGCCAACGAGCAACAGCGUAAGGAAUCCCGUGAAACCAGAGAACCAGCCCAUCAUGCUAGACGUCCUAUGAAUGCAUUUUUGAUUUUUUGUAAGAGACAUCGUGGUUCAGUGCGAUCUGGUUUUCCGCACUUGGAGAAUAGGGCAGUCACCAGGGUCUUGGGCGAAUGGUGGGCAACUCUUCAUCCUGAUCAGAAGCGUUCCUAUACAAAUCUUGCACAGGAAUACAAAGAUGCAUUUUUAAAUGCAAAUCCUGAUUUCAAGUGGUACAAAUUACCAGCACCUCCGUUACGUACUUUAAAUACUAGGCCUACCAACAAGAAACAAGAGUCAAGUAGUGGUGUACAAUCCACAGAUAGUGUCAAAUCUGAAUAUGAGUCUUCCGAAUGUACAAAAUCAGAUAGACGGGACGGACAAUCAAUUCAGCCAGGCAAAUUACAGAUGAUAGCAGAUGAGUCGCAGAUCGGUGGGCUCAGUUCUCUUUUUACUCCUCAAAAGUCAGAAACGUCUGAGGAGACUGUAAAUGGUAUUGAAAGUGAUUCUGUUCCACCGAAACCACCCAAAAAAAGGUAUACAGAAUCGCCUUUCCAAGGUGAUCAGAAAAGAGACUGUAAGACAGAUCUCUUUGGUGAGAAGAAAAGGAAAAGAGCUGAAUCAAAUAACAACGAACAGCACGAAACGGUCAUAGAAGAUGAAAAACAUACAAUAAAUUCUUUCGUGACAAUGCAUACACAACAGGAGGAAAAUAAUUUUCGUAGCGAGAGAACAUGUAAAGGUUUACGUUACCAGAAAUUCCUUGCCGAGCAAAAUAUUGGUCCCUCGGGCCAACAAAGCAAACGAAGACGAACAGUUGGAAACAAUGGACAUGAUGAACGUCCAAAUGAAAGAAGAAAUUCUAUUUCUUCGAAUGUUAGUGAAAAAACAGAUUCCUUAAGCAGUGAGGGUGGAAACAGUUCUCGUGGAGAUUUAGAACAUCUUGUAGAGAGUGCUGAAGAAAAAAUGGAAGCUUCCAAACCUGAAGAUACAGAAACUGAAGGAGCUGAAGAUCAAGUGGAUUAUGGACCUUGGACGGCACAUAAAAGAUUUCGAGCUGAAGACUUUAAUUUAGAAAAAAAGAUUGAGGCAUUGCCAUCUCUGAGUUUAGAGGAAUUUCAAGAAAAAAAGAAACAGCAACGUACGAAAAAAAAGAAAAUUUUGCAAAAGUUCAAUUCUUCAGCUAACAAAAAACAUCAAAAUAAUUCGUCUUCUGCUGGUCAGACAAAUGGUCAAACUCAAAAAGUUAAUACAAUAAAUGAGAGUUGCGAAGAAUCAGAGAAAGCUCAUCUUGUUGGAAGUCAGAAACGGAAAGCGCGAAAGCAAAGCAUCACGCGGAAUGCUGCGGCAAUAAAUUCAACCAAACACUCGGAGAAUCAAGAACAAAAUAAAUCUUGGUGCGCAUCUCCAGAUCUUGAAGCUCUAGCGUGUCUUGCAACGGUUGCCGCCAAUAGAACAAAACUUACCAAAAAUAACGCUUAAUUGUAUAAGGUCGCCCUAUAAAAACCAAAACAUUAAAUUUUCUCCAUGCAAUCCUAUCAUCGGGGACUAUUAAAACAUACUUUUUCAAGUGCUGUUAUAAAUGAUACUGUUACGGUCAUAACAUAAUUAUUGUUAAUAUCUUUAUUGUUAAUCUUUACUAUUACAAAUAUUAAUAUUAUGACUGCUAUUGACUAUAGAUUAUUCCAUUAUUCAGUACAUGAGGGUGUGUGUUCUUUUUAUUUGGAAUAAUAGUUUUAUUGAAAAGAAGGUAAAGGAUAUUUUUUUUACACUUUAUUUUGUGAAAAGUCAUUUUCUAAUUACGGUUUGGAGAAGUUAUAUUACUUUAUUUAUGUUUUCUCUAGUUGUAUAUAAAACAGUUAAGUUAUCUAGCAAUUAUUUUAAUGCAAAUAGUAAUUAUUUUAUCAUUUAUUAUUAAGUCAAUAAUUAAGAUAAUACCUUCAA